AUGAGAUGAAGUGGCAAGUCCAUGUUGCAGAUAAUAGCUCUGAUGGUGGUUUUGCUUACCUUGAUAUCACUAAAAAUUUAGAGCCAGGUGCACAUGGUGUCAUGAAUUCGACGGAAAUCUCUGCAACUCACGCCUCAUGCUUUGCCUUUUCAUACAUGCUGGAUGGUCCCCAUGAACUCAAUAUCCUACAACAGAAUGGGAGAACUCUGCAGUCCCUUUGGUUUCAUGAAGGGCCACAGGGAGCUGUAUGGGUGGCUGUUCAGAUAACUGUAUCAUCAGAAGAAGUAUUUAACAUCCUUGUGGAGGGAGUGAGAGGUGACUCUGCAGAUGGUCAUAUUUCCGUAGACAGUGUUUUUCUUACUCUUGGACCCUGCAUUAUUCCAGAGGAUUCUUGUGACUUUGAAAAUAAACAAAUGUGUGGAUGGCAGACUGUAGGGAACCCUGGUCCCACAGACCCCCUGUGGGUUUGGACUGAUGGCCAAUCCACCACUACUGUGGAUCACACAACUGGGACUGUCAAAGGUCAUUUCUUGAAAGCCACCAACAACUGGAAUAGUAGUUCAUUGAACACUGCUCUCAUGUCCUCAAUACUGUAUUCAUCACAAGGUGCUUCAUAUGUCAGGUUCUAUUACUUUGCCCAUGAAGGAACUUUAGCAACUCUCAGAAUGUAUUAUGUUGAAGAUGAGAUUGAUGACACUGGAGAUCUUGCUCCAGUGAUUAUAUGGGAAGCACCUGUAGGCAAAGUCUCGGAGUGGAUGGAAGGUCGAGUAGAUGUUACUGUAAGCUUCUUCAGGUUACGGUUGGAAGCUGUCUUUAAAACACCAGAUAACACUUCCUUUAUAGCCUUUGAUGAUUUUAGUAUCCAUCCUGGCACUUGUGGCAGUGCAGCUGAAUGUAAUUUUGAUGGCCUAAAUUCCUGUGGAUGGACUCGCUCGCUCACCGAAAAAGCUUAUUGGGAUAUUAUCAGUGGCAGUGAUCACACAUAUGGAGACCUUGGUGGUGGGAUGCUGAUGUUAGAACCAACUAGAUAUGAGGCAGGAGAUGCAGCAGUGCUUCUCAGCCCUCUAAUGGAGCCUGCUGAAGCCAUAUCCACCUGUCUUCAAUUCUGGUUUCAUAUGAAUUCUAGUGUUGAGGGCAGUAUCAAUUUCUAUAUUCAGCCCGUUGGAGAGCAGCAGGUGUUAGUUUGGAGCAUGAGCAGUGCCCAAGCAGGGUCAUGGAAUGUUGGUCGUGUUCCACUGUUUGGACUUACUGAUAACUACUUCUUCAUACAACUAGAAGGUGUUGUGGGACUCAAUCAGCUACAAAGAAUUUAUAUUGAUGAUUUGCUGACAUUUACUGGUCAUUGUAACAUCUGGCCUGUGGAAGCUCAACCCAGGAAUGGUACAGAUUUUACCUCUACCACCAUUCAGGGAGGCUCAACCACCACACCGGAACCUCUUGGAGAAAAUGAUUGUGAUUUUGAGGACAUAAUGAUGCCAACAUGUUUAUGGGAGAUGUCAGAGGACAAUGGCACAGUGCCCUGGACUUGGUGGCAUGGACCCCCAGAUACUGUGUCUCCAGGUCCAGCCACAGAUCAUACAAUUGGCACAGAUGCUGGUCACUAUCUGUAUGUGGAAGCACAGUGGUCUUACCCCCCAGCCUCUGCUCUGUUGUACCGGGGACCUGUACAAGAUGCCCAGUGCUUCAGUUUCUGGUAUUAUAUGUUUGGUGAAAACACUCCAGACCUUAUUGCCACCACAAGAGCCGAAAAUAGUGAGAUAAACGAACCAAUCUUCUUUAGGACUGGUUCACAGGGAGACUUCUGGCAUCCAGCUACUAUGGAUUUGGGAAUUGAUGCAGCCAUGUAUAGUGCCAUUAUUAAAGCUGUUUGGGAAGAGUCCCGUCAAGGCAUUGUAGCUGUGGAUGAUCUUCGACUUCACUCAGGUCAUUGUCAACACCAUCCAACUGAUCCUCAGGCUCUCCAUGACUUUGAAGAGAAUGGUUCCAUGUUUGAUAUAGUCUCUGGUAGCAAAAUACAGUGGAACACCAUGAGUGUGGAAGAUCACCCUGACCACACACUUGGCACUCUGAAAGGGCACUUUGCUAGAGCUGAUCUGCAAAAAUACAUUGCUAGAGACUGGGGGCAAAUAAUCUCUCCAGUAUACCAGACCCAGGGCAAUAUAUUUGGGUGUCUGAACUUCUAUUAUUACCUGUCGGGCUUGUCAGGCACAGCUGAGCUGUCAGUCUAUAUGCAGAAACUUGGGAAUGGUUUUUCAGCAGAUGUAUCUAAGGAGCUUCUCUGGAAACAGAAUGAAAGCCAAGGAAAGAAUUGGGUAAAAGCUCAGUUAUAUAUCUUUGAGAAAGACAAUUUCCAGCUGAUCUUCGAGGCACAAGUUUUGAAGAACAACACAGACGCUGUAAUGGGGAUAGAUGAUGUAUACACUGAUACACACGAAUGCCAAACUUCCGUUGGGUGUGACUUUGAACAUGAACUGUGCACGUGGACAAAUUCCCUAGAUGAUUCUGCUGACUGGCUGUUGCAGAGCCCAGCUGAUGCUUUGCCAGGACCUGUAACUGACCAUUCCACUAAUUCCAUAAAAGGUCACUAUGUGAUAGUGUCUGGAUAUUUGAUGCCAGAUGAAGGAGGUUCUGCUAACCUAAAGUCCCAGUAUUACUCCAACAGCUAUUCCAUUACUGGGUCUUGUGCUAGUUUCUGGUACAAUGCUGCUUUCACAAAUGGAUCUCUUACGGUAUCAGCUUCAAGAGAGGACAGCUGGCAGACACUGUGGAGCCUCCGUCAUGGGACUGAUCCACUGUGGCAUUAUGCGAAAGUUACCACUGAUCAAGAUGAUUCAUUCAGGAUUGUUAUCACUGGUGUCCUGGACCAUGACCAGAAUUCUUACAUUGCUCUUGAUGAGCUGAUCUUUGAUCAGCUUUUCAAAUGUAGUUAUGACUAUAUAGUCCCUAAAUUCGCUGACCCUACUACUCUAGCUACGGAGGAUAUAGCUUGUGGCUUUGAGACUGACACAUGCAAAUGGAAGGCAUCAGAGCAAUUUCAAGUGGGAAUAGAAGAUGGAAUCCACUCAGACAGAGGCGGAGGGAACUACCUUUAUGUAUCCAUUAACCAGUCCACCCACAUUUACCAUGUUGUUUCCCUUCAGUCCAGACGUCUAGCAGAAAACCCACAUGGUUCACAUGAUUAUUGUUUCCAUUUCUGGUACUAUAUGUUUGGCAUAAGCUCCCCAUUUUUGUCAGUAAAGCAAAUUACGCUCAUGAACCAGUGGGGUAAUUUGUCAACCACCGAUAUCUUAUGGAACAAAGAGACGGGCAUCAUAGACCUGUGGCAUGAUGUCAGGGUAGAAUUUUAUACAUCUAAGGGUGACUAUCAGCUUCAGAUUGAAGUAAUAGUGUACCCUGAAGCAAAAGGAACAGUUGGCUUUGAUGAUUUAGAAGCUGAGGUUGGCUCAUGCAAGACCUCCAGAAUAGAUUGUGACUUUGAAGUGGAUAACUGUGAGUGGAUAGGUGAACCAAGCAGUGGACUAAAUUGGACCAGAGUUUUGGCAGAAGAAGGAGCAGAAGCAAUGGGUUAUGAUCACACCACUAACACUCAGACAGGACACUACAUGUACCCAGAGCCAGGUAAAUGGAUACCCGAAGGCUUGUCUGGCUUAUUAAUUGGACCACAGUUAACAGCAAAUGGUGGUGAUCAGUGUCUUAGUUUUUGGUACAGCAUUGAAGGCCAGAGCUCGCUUGCGGUAUUAACAAUUGAUGAAAACAAUACCCGAACAGAGUUGUGGAACCAGUCUGGAGGUUUUUGUUAUGGCUGGGUACUUGGUCGAGCUGAUGUCAAUAUGAGUAAACCCUUAAAGUUGGCCUUCAGAGCUGACUACAAAGUGCAGGAUGUUAAUGAUGUGGUCUUGGAUGAUAUCACCGUUGUCCCUGAUCACUGUCCAAGCAGCUCUUUAUCGUGUGAUUUUGAUGAUAGUCUUUGCACUUGGACUAAUGUGCUAUUGAGCAAACAACCCUGGUUAGUUGGACGAGGCUUUACCGAAGAUCCCAGUGUUGUGUCUGGUCCUUUUGAAGACCACACAACUCAAGAUGGACUCUAUGCUUAUGUUGACUUCACUACUUAUGGUCUCCCAGGUGAAGUUUCUCGAUUGAAGAGUGAAGAAAUGCCACCACAAGCAGUUGCGUGUCUAAGUUUCUGGUAUGUCAAGUAUGGAGAGAGCAGCAGAUCGGGAGUACUGACAGUCAAGUGGGCAGCAUUGCAAGAUAAUGGAGACCAACCAGUAGCGCUUCUGACCUUGGACAACAAUGUUAAUGUCAGACAGUGGACUCGGAGUGUGUUAAAUGUCACCAGCCCAAAAGAAAGAUACUUUAUUUUGUUUGAUGCCCAGAGAGUAACACCAGACCAAUUUAUUGCCAUUGAUGAUGUGAACCUUUUACCUGAGGAUUGUGCUGCCAUACCCACAACCACAGCAUCUCCUUCACAGCUGGUCAUAUGUGAUUUUGAGGCUGAUGACCUGUGUGGUUUUGCUCAGAGACAAGAUGACAAUUUUGACUGGACCCAUGGAACUGGCAAGGACAAUGAACUUCUUCCUAAUGAUCACACUACAGGCAAUAUAUCUGGGCACUACAUGUAUGUAGACCCAACACACCGUGGCAUUGGAGCUAGUGCCAGCCUGGCUGCCCCUGCUGUCUACGAUUUACCUGAAGCUUGUGUGGCUCUCACAUACUUCACAACUGGCAAAGCUGGCACAUUAAAGGUUUAUCUUCACACACAAGAGGAUCAACAAGCUAUCUUACUUGGAAACUUCUCUGCUCCAUUUAAUACAUGGAUUGGUGUAAGGAUGCCAGUGCUUGUUACAGGGGUCUGGCAAAUAGAGCUUAAAGUUACAGUUGAGCCUAACAGUGGAUUUAUCGGGAUUGAUGAUUAUAUUAUGAGUCCUGGAGCUUGCCCUGACCCAGUGUCAUGUGACUUUGAAGAUGGUACUUGCUUAUGGCAAAAUGUAGAGAAAAGUAAAUGGAGCUAUGGUCGUGUGACAGAUGACCCGAAUCAAGCUGCUGGAUAUGGUUUUGCACCUCCAUUUGAUCAUACAACAGAGACACCAUAUGGACAUUACCUUUACUUUUAUGAUGCACCAGAUGCUGCUCUUACCGCAAUAAUGUUAUCAGAAACUUUCACCUCCAAGAAUGAUUCUUGUAUAUCAUAUUGGCUUCACAUGUUUGGUGAAAAGGUGGGUAGACUACAGUUAAAGGCUAUACAAGCAGGAGGCACAACUGUACUAAAAACACUAACAGGACUACAUAGUUAUACCUGGCAACGAAUUGAGGUGGAUGUUAGAAAAUCUCCUCAGCAGUGGUUAUCAUUCAGUGUAGAGGGUGUUGAUGGUAGUGUUAAUGUGGUGGCAUUGGAUGAUCUAGAAUUCUCCAUUGGUGCCUGCUCAGAUAACUCGAGUGUUCCAGAUUUCCGUUGUGGCAAUGGUGCCCUCAUUCCCCAACAUGAGGUAUGUGACUACCUAGUUCAGUGCCCAGAUAAAGAAGAUGAGAAGUGGUGUGCAGAUUGUGCUUUCUCAGAAGAUACCUGUGGCUGGCACAGCAUAGAGACCCCACAGGACAGCACACAUCUCUGGUGGCAAAGACUUCUGGAUGGUACUGUAAGCCAGGUGGACCCUCAUGCAUACCACAUGGAAGUGAAGAGGAAGAAGGGUCCUGUGGUCAACCAGCCACGAAUUCUAACCCACCUACUACAGCCAGCACAUCACACAUGUGCAUUACACAUGGACUAUAAACUCUUUGCCCCCACAGCACCAGGUCCAAAGCUGAAUGUGUAUAUGGAACAUGGAGGCUCAGACCUUACCACACUGUUUCAAGCCCAAAUGCACUUGGAGGAAUGGCAGACGUUACAACUUCCUCUUGGGCGUAUUCCUUCCUCAUACCACCUUGUGGUUGAAGCAUCAAGUUCAAAUGAUCCAUCAGAGAUAAUAGCAGUGGAUGAGUUGAUGCUGUCAAACUGUUUUCCUCCCAGUCGGUGUGAUGAUCUCCCUGAUGGUUACAUAUGGUGUGAGAAUAUGGUCUGUUAUCCAAGUGAAGUUACUUGUGACUUUACUGAUGACUGUGGAGAUUAUUCUGAUGAGGCCAGUUGUAAAGAAUAUCCUCUAAGAUGCAGUUUUGAAGAUCACUGUCUGUGUGGUUGGGUAGCAUCAGAGUUCUUCAAAUUGACACAAACACGAGCUAGUGGUAAAGCACCCUUCAGGGACCACACUCUCAAUAGUGGUGAUGGCCACAUCAUGCUCGUUGAUUCACGUUCUCCUCGCACUGCUACUAUCACCAGCCCAAGUAUUUUGCCCUCUUCUCAGUGUCAGAUCCGUUUCUACCAUACUGUUUUUGGGGCAGGAACUACAUUAUUGAAUGUACGUGUACGAUCAUCUGAAAGUGAAGCCAUUUUGUCUGAAAUGGUAAUAGUGUCCCAUGAAGAAGAAUCAUUCUUCUGGCAACGCUUUUCAGAAGCAUAUACCUUCAACCAGAGUUUCUAUAUUGAAUUAGAAGGAGACAUCAGAGAGUGGGGAUCAGUGGGCAUUGAUGACAUCUCUCUCACUCCUGAAUGUAAAUUAAAUUUUGUAACACCAUCACCACUGCCUCCUAUAUCCACAACGAAGAGUCCCUGUGAGGAUGGCUUUUUCCCAUGCAAAUAUGAUGAGGGCCACACCCUUAAGUGUAUAAGUCUUCUUCAGGUGUGUGACUUCAAUGUGGAUUGUCCAUUAAAUGAUGAUGAGAGUCUUUGUGGUAGUACAACAUUUGAAGACAAUUCUGGUGGCUGGCAGGACACAAGUGACACUGCUUAUGCCUGGUCCCGGAUCAAAGCUGGUGAUGCGCAUUACUCUAAUUGUACAGCUCCGGACUUCGACCACACCAAUCCAAAUACUGGAGAGGGAUAUUAUAUGUGGGCUCCUGCAAAACUUGCAGAUGUACCUGAAGCAACAGCCACAAUGGAAACUCCAAUUCUUGGGCCCCCUGGCCUGGCCUGUACCAUGUAUUUAUGGUAUUACUGUAAAGAUGAUGAGCCAAUGUUAUCAGUUAUGGCAUGGACAGCCGAUGAAAAUCAUGAAAUGAUAUAUGGUACUGAUUUAUCAUGUUCUCACAAUCAAAAAUGGCGUGAAGGUCAAUUUUUCAUUGGGGAACAGAAUACAAAAAUCACAGCUGAACUGAAGAGUACCAAGUUUUCAUCUUCCUUCACCAACACCCAGUACGAUAUAGCUGUUGAUGACAUCACCUUCAGACAAUGCUCAGUACAUGAGCCACCAUCUUAUGGAGAUAUAUACUGCACAUUCUCCCAGCCCUGUGAUCUUUAUCAGAGUCACAAUGAUGACAUGGAUUGGGUACCACGAACUGAACACAUUAACACUUUCUUGGUUGCUAGAGGUGGUGGAGACAACCGUACAGCUAUCUUGCAAACUCUGUGGCGCAACACCCAUAAUGGAUUCUGCCUGUCAUUCCGGUAUCUCAUCAAAGGAAAAGCUAGCCUUGAGAUCACAAAAAUGGACACACAAAAUGAGACAGUAUGGACACGUGGAGGUGGCAUGAACUACUUGGAUUGGUACACACAAUACCUCUAUCUCUACAGUUACCCUGAGUACCAGAUUUCAAUUAUUGCCCACACUGGUGACCUUGAUGAAGAGAUUCAGAUAGAUGACGUAGAUAUCACUGAGGAUGUGUGUCCGGCAUCUCUUACUUGCAGCUUCGAUGAAGUGACAGAAGUUUGCGAAUGGGAUAAUUAUAUUAAGGACAAUGAUACACUGCCAUGGAAUAUUGGCCAUGGUUCUGAUGGUUUACCAAGUGCUCCACCUGUUGAUCAUUCAUGGGGAACAAAGUAUGGACACUACAGAUACAUUGAUCUGCAAGUCAACCAGGAAAAUCAAGUGGCUUACCUACGCAGUCAAGAAAUAAGUACCACUACUCCUGAUGGCGAUUGCUUCCAGUUCUGGUUUUAUCUCUAUUCCAGCGAAACUGGGGAGGAUGUUGGUGAACUAGGAGUGCGGUUAUUAACUAACGAAACCACUUUGUCGAAACGCAUUUGGCAACAGAAGUUCAAUGGCUGGAAUGGUUGGCAGUUUGGAGAGACAACCAUAAAAAAUGACAAGAAUUUCAGUGUGGUACUGGAAGGCUUACGACUACAUGGCGCGCUAGGAUACAUGGCUUGGGAUGAUCUAACUGUGCGUCGAGGUGCCUGUAGUCCCCCAGGCACAUGUGAUUUUGAAGAAGGACUUUGUGGCUGGAGAGAUAUUCCAGAUUCCAGAAACAAUAACUGGGCUUGGCUUAAGGCUGAAGAAGCAAGUGAUGGUGUCUUAGUUGAUCAUACAACAGGCACUGGAGAUGGCCACUACGUGUCCUUUGAUCAGUCCAGAUGUAAUGUUGGGUCAAGUUGUUAUGCUGACCUAGUGAGCAGUACCAUCAUCCCCGAAGACAGCCAGUACUGCUUUACCUUCUACAUGAACAACCUACAAAGCAACCCUGAUAAAAAUUCAGUGACACUUGAAGUGUUGAAUCCAGAGGACAAUACGACACGGCUCAUAGCUACUUACUCAAAUAUGGAUGAUAACAUUUGGACCCCCUUCCAACAACCCCUAGACAACCUGAUUCACACCUUCCAGCUUCGCCUAAGAUCUAGCAUGGUCACAGAUUUACUUAAAGUAGGAGCAUACAAUGCACUGGAUGAUUUGGACUUAUAUUCUGGUGAGUGUAAGUCACAUGGCACCACUUUAGAACCUACUGCAACACCACCACCCGACACACAACUAACUUGCACAUUUGAGGGUGGCACACUUUGUGGUUGGCUUCAAGACUCUACGGACGGACGAGAUUGGACCUUAAGUACUGGUGAAAUUGUCCAUUCUAAGCUGGGCCCUGAGGUUGAUCACACCACUCACCUUUCAGGAGGUCAUUUCAUCCUUGUCAAGUCUGCUGGUCUUAUUAGCUCUGCCAAUCUGUUGUCUGAGACCUUGAGAUCCAGUGAGGAUGGCCAUUGCCUUUCGUUCUCCUAUUACAUGCAUGGCAGUGCACCUCCUUUCUUGAAAAUGUAUAUUCUCAAAGCUGGUGAGAAGCCUCAGGUAUCAGAUCCACCUGACUGGGACCAUCUUCGAGAGGUCGGAGAAACGUGGCAGCAAGUUCAUCUCUUUAUUCCAAAACAAGACUAUAGCCAGCAUGUGGCACUUGUUGCCAAUACUCAAAAUAAUAAUGGCGAUGAUGGACACUCUGCAGUUGAUGACAUAUUGCUGACAGAUGGAUCUUGUGAUAGCCUAAGAGGAAACAAGUGUGACUUUGAAACAUCUGAUCUCUGUGAGUGGCUGCCAUCUCAAGACAAUGGAGUAGAGUGGAUUUGGAAUUCUGGUCAAAACUUAGAUCAUAACAAUGGACCAGAUUUUGAUCACACAUUUGGUUCAUCUGAGGGCCACUAUGCAUCCCUAAAACACUCACUAGAGUUCAGCCAGGAGAUUGCUUACCUCACAAGCAAAACUUACCACAGCUCGGGGAAGAUGUGCCUGCAGUUCUAUUACUACAUGCAAGGAAGGACCAGUUGGACAGGGUCACUCAGCGUGUAUGUAAAAGAUCCAGCUGUGGAUAUCACUGAUGUUGACCCAGUGUGGAAUAUUGCAGGUCCUCAAGGUGAUGUUUGGAACUUGGCUCGAAAUUCUCUGAGUUUUAUCAGUAACUACCAGACUGCGUUUGCUGCAGUUGUAGGCAGUGAUGGUGACAACAGCAUCAUAGCAAUAGAUGAUUUCAUAAUGUUAGAUACAGACUGCCCAGCAGCUGCUACAUGCUCAUUUGAAGAUGGCUACUGUGACUGGAGUAAUGUUCGAGGCACUGAUGAAAUGGACUGGGAGAUGAACCAGGGCCCAACGCCAACAGAAAAUACUGGACCAAAAUAUGAUCACACUCUUGAGACAGUGAAGGGUCACUACUUGUAUGUGGAGGCAGACGAUGGAAUGAUACAUUCCUCUGCAAUACUGGAAUCACCUCUUGUACCUGCUGGAACUUAUUGCUUUGAAUUCUAUUAUUCUAUGUAUGGCAGAGAUAUUGGUGGUCUUGCAGUACAAGUGCAGAAUAAUCACUCAGCCCAAACCCUAUUCCAGAAAUUUGGGGAUCAGGGACCAGACUGGAAAAAGGGAAAAACAACAGUGAUUGAAGAUAAAGAUUUUAAAUUCCAAGUGAUAACCUUGCAUGGCAAAGAGGGUGAUGAAGGAGACAUUGCUAUAGAUGACACUUGGACAUCUAAGGGUCCUUGUCAUGAUAAUCCUGAUGAGUUCGUUUGCCCUGAUGAUGAAAUUAUUCCGUAUUCCCAAGUGUGUGAUUUUAUUCCUGAGUGCCGUGACGAGGAUGAUGAAAUGUUGUGUGGAGUGUGCAACUUUGAAUUUGGCUUAUGUGGAUGGAUUUUCUUGAUGGAUAAUGACUACAUUUGGGCAAGAGGACGAAAUCUUAGUGAUGAUGAGAAUUCCUGGAACGUCCCUGACCACACUGUGGGAACGGGUGCUGGAUAUUACCUCUACAUUACCAAACAUUCUAGUGAGCACUCUGGGCCGGCUGUUAUGGUAACAGAAACACAUCACAAUGCUUUUCUUGACUGCACCAUGAAUUUCUGGGUACGUGAGCGCUCUGACAGUAAUGAGGGUUUACAUACAAGAGUGGCAGUGAAUGUGUUGAGGGAUGGCCAGGUGAGCCCAGUCUUCUACCUCAUUGACAAAAGCAACAAUGACUGGCAACAAGCAAAUGCUGUUCUAAAGGACUGGAUUGGAGACUUUGUCAUCCAAGUUCAAGGGCAGACAAGUGCAGGGCCCUCAGAUCUUACCAUUGAUGAUAUCACCUUUACAGGAUGUGCUAUGCCAUUUAGUACUGAGGAGUGCCCCAUGUAUACUUUAAAGUGUUUACAAACUGGGUUGUGUGUGCCAUAUGACUUCCUGUGUGACAAUACCAAUGACUGUGGUGACUUGACUGAUGAACAUAAUUGUGAAGACUUCUUGCCCAUUUGUACCCUAGAGGAAGAUGAGACCUGUGAUUGGGCCCAAGAGCCUGAUGAUGAUGAUAUUGACUGGGUGUAUGGCCAAGGUCACACAGUAGCUGGAAGAACCACCUUCCUGACAGGGCCACCAGUGGACCACACAUUACGACUUUCUGGUGGUCAUUACAUUUAUGCCACAAGUCCUACUACUUAUGCUCAAGAUGAGAGACAAGGCAAAGUCACAUACCGUGCCUGGUUCGUUAGCCCAGUGAUAAGGGCUGAUGAUGAUUCAUAUUUCCCAUGUGAGCUACGGUUUCAUUACUACAUGUAUGGACAAAAUAUAGAGGAACUGAAUGUAUAUACUCGGACAGAGCGUCAUGGUGACAUGACACUCUCCUUCACAAGGAAAGGGGAGCAAGGUCAAUUCUGGGAUCGUUCUGUUGUUCCAACUCCCUCAAAUAAGCCCUUCCAGUAUGUUAUUGAGGGAGUAACUAAUAACUUGGGCUUGUCUGACAUUGCCAUUGAUGAUUUAUCAUUCACUGAAUCCUGCAUGGAAACCAAUGAUACACUCCCUGGUGGCAACACUCCUGAGCCUCCAUACAAUCCAUGUGCAAAUGAUGAGUUCUAUUGUAAUAUUGGUGAAGAUUGCAUAGCAAAUUACAUGGUGUGUGACUGGAAAAAUGAUUGCUCAAAUGGUGCUGAUGAAGAUAAUUGUGGCACAUGUAAUUUUGAAUAUGAUAUGUGCAGUUGGUCUGAUGCCAGCAAAGGAAUAUUCCAUUGGCGGCGUAUCACUGGUGCUGACUUUUCCCAGUACAGUCAUCCAUUUAAAGAUCACACAUCCCAACAGUCUGAUGGCCACUUCAUAUAUGUUGAAGGUUCAGAUGGGACUGUUGGCAAAACAGCUGUGUUAGUCAGCCCAGCAUUGAGCCAUACAACAGGAUAUUAUUGUGAAAUUCAUUUUUGGUUGUUCCUUGAAAAUGGAAUGAAUGCACACGUAGGUCUCUAUUAUCACAAUAAUUAUCAAAAUAAGGACCACCUAUUAUACAAUUUGACGACUUCAGAGAUACAAGAAAAGGUUUGGUAUGAGGUUCUUGUUUCAGCCAAAUUAGUACCUUCAACAGAUUAUUUCAAACUGACAACUACACCAGUGUUUGAUCAAACCAUCGAUUGGGCAGACUCUCACUCAUCUGUGAGCAUUGAUGAUAUUAGUUUCUUCAACUGUAAUGAGCGUUUCCUUGAUCUGGCUUGUGACUUUGAUGAUGCAGGUACAUGCAAUUGGCGUCAAGCUCAGACUGAUCAGCAAGAUUGGAGGAAAAGUGAUCCCAGCAUUCCACUUCCAGACCACACAUCUGGGACUGGGCAUUAUAUAUACAUCAACUUUUUGCAAAAUUUUGCCGUGAAGGGCGAUAAGGCAAGACUCAUAAGUACAGUUCAGUCAAAGCCUGUUGGAGUGAGGAAUGUCUUUACACUCUGGUAUUACUUAUAUGGCGGAGACGUUGGCAUAUUCAGAAUUAUUGAGAGGAAACAAAACACAAAGGAGAAUGAUACUCUGUUUGAAAUUGGGGAUUCCCAGGAUGAUAGAUGGAUGCUCUUUGAACAAGAACUGGAUGCUGAUGAUGACUACUCAAUAGUUCUUGAGGCAGAAUGGGGGGAGAUUGGAUCUGGUAUGCUUGCUGUAGAUGAUGUCAAAAUUACAUCAAAGAUACAGAAUCCAUUUUGUGAUUUUGAGGAAGAUUUUUGUCAGUGGCAACUUGAUGAUAGUGAUACAGCAGUGUGGGCCAGAGGGCGUGGAAAGCAAAAUAAGACUGGUCUUCCUCCAGUAGACCACACAGAUAACACUAACAUGGGUCAUUAUGCAUAUCUGAAAGAAAAACCUAUACCUGGAAAGACUGGCACUCUCACUUCCCCAGCAUAUCAUUCUGUAGGUGUGCAGUGCCUCAGAUUUUGGUAUCACAUUUUAGGAGAUAAUGUUGGUGAAUUAUCAGUUCAAGUUGCAGACCAAGCUGGUUCUGGAGUAUUCACUCCUUUUUGGUCUCAUGAGAACAAUACUUUUGAAAUGUGGUCUCUUGGAAUGGUGACUCUCCCAAAUUUACAGAAGUAUGUUGUUCGCUUUGAAGGCACAACUGGCAGAAACAAUUUAAGUGUAAUUGCACUUGAUGAUGUGGAAUUCUUGCCUGAUGCUUGUCCAAAAGUCCAUGAAUGUGACUUUGAAUAUGAUGUGUGUGACUGGUUCAAUACAGACGAUGAAGACACCUUUGACUGGGAACGAUCAUCAGGUAGUGAAGGUGGAGGCAUAUCAGUAGAUCAUACUCUCAAUUUUGACACUGGUCACUAUAUGGUUGCAAAGCUCCAGGACAAAAAGAAGGGUGAUAGUGCCAAGCUCUUUGGAGGUACUGUUCCUAAAAACCUCAGGUGCAUGACAUUUUGGUAUUCAAUGCAGCACAUAAAAAAUGCCAAAUUAAGGGUUAUCUUACUUGAAGGAGAUGGUAUAACCCUGAUGGAACUUCAUAACUCUACUUUGGAUUAUCUCUGGGAAGAAAUAACAUUAAACCUUAACAUAGUGACUGAUUCCUUUGAGGUACAGUUUGAACUUCUUGUAGCGGAGGACAUUACAUUUUCAGAGUACUAUGCUGUGGCAAUAGAUGACACCGCCUUCACAGCAGAUUGUAAAAUACCAACAUUUCCUCCACCUGUUACUACACCACUACCCACCCACUUGCCUUCCAUAUAUGACUGUGAUUUUGAACAAGACGAUAACCAGAUGUGUGGUUGGACACUUGGGGAAAAUGAUGGCCUUCUCUGGCAGCGUUGGCAAGGACAGUCUUCAUCUUCUGAAACAGGUCCAAAAACUGAUCAUACCCUCAUGACAGAUGAUGGACAUUAUAUUUAUGUUGGUACCACAUUCAAGGUAGAAAGGAAUGCUACAUUAAUUAGCCCACCUAUAGACAUGGGAGUCAAUGGGGCUUGUCUUUCCUUCUGGUACCAUAUGCAUGGCUUUGAUAUUGGCAUGCUGCAGGUGCUGCUGCAAGUGGUAGGCACAAAUUCUACUACGUCGGUUUGGCAACGUUCACAUGAACAAGGAGACGACUGGAUACAAGCUAAGGUGCACCUAAAUGGUUUGCAAAGCAGCCAUAUGAUACUUGAAGCUAUACCAAAGCCUUAUGGGAAGGGGGAUAUUGCCCUAGAUGAUAUCACACUAGAUUUUGGUUUCUGUAACACUGGAAAAUUAUGUGACUUUGAAUCUGGAAAUAUAUGCCAAUUUGAGCAAUCACUUAUAGAUGAUUUAGACUGGGAAUUGGUAAUGGUUUCGAGCUCUCGUGUAGUUGGUGAAGUAGAUCCAGAAGAAGAUCAUUCCCAGCAGUCAUCACUUGGCCAUUACCUCAAAUUGUCAGGUGAAGGAUCAGCAGUGAUUGUUACCAAUGAAAUUCAUCCUCAAUAUUGUUGUGUUGAAUUCUGGGUGUAUUUGGAUGGAUUCUUUGGGUAUUCUUCAUCAGAUCUAUAUGUCUAUACAUUAAUAAAUGGAGUUAAAGCCUCUAAGAUUAACAUCACUGAUGUUUUAGGCCACAAUUGGAACCACUAUCUGUUACCAGUAACAAGUUCUUUCUAUUAUUCUUUGGCAUUUGAAAGCCAUGUUCGAGGCAGUGGUUACACAGUUGGCCUUGAUGAUGUGCAGCCACUGAUAUCUUGUGAAGCAAUGGAAGAGUGUAACUUUGAAUCUGACUUGUGCAUGUGGAAGAAUUCUGUGAAGGAAAAUCAAUUUGAUUGGUCAAUAACAACAGGUAAUGAUCUUGAUUCCAUUUAUGCCCCUACUGUAGAUAUCACUCUGGGCUCUCCUUAUGGAAAAUUUGCAUAUGUUGAUACAUACAGAGAUGACCCUGCAACUGGAAAACCACAUGCAAUCCUUGAAUCUAAUGUAAUGGAACCAAUGGAACGAUGCAUUAGCUUUUGGUUUCAUAUCAAAGGUGCAGGAACACAAUCCCUGAUUCUCAGUACCAAAGACAUAUUGUCGGGUGUAGUAUCAGAUAUAUGGGAGUACAGUUUAUUACUUUUCGCAGAUUGGGAAUAUAAACAAUUUUCUAUUAUGAAGUCAGAGCGGUACACCAUUCAGUUUGAGGCUGUGACUAGCAAUGACCAGGGAAUGAUUGCCUUAGACCAAGUGAAGGUGGUGGCUGAUUUAUGCUCCAACCAUUCUGUGCCAGACUGUGUCAUUAAAUGUGAUGAGGGUGCCACCUGUAUUCAUGAAGAUCAGAUGUGCAACUUUGUACAGGACUGUAUGAAUGGGGAGGAUGAAAAUUUUUGUGGCUACAACUGUACCUUUGAUGAAGAUUCUCAUCACAACACACCAUGUAGUUGGGAUACUGAUAGAGAAAAUGGUGAUAUUUUAACGUGGCUGCCACUCUCAGGUCAACUAAAUGAUUCGUAUGGGCCACCUGUGGACCACACUUUCUUAACUCCUUUGGGUCACUAUAUGGCUGUGAUUCCAGUAAAUGGUAAAGUCAGAGAAGAGAAACCAGCUGUUCUGCUAAGCCCACCACUGAAAAACUCUGGUGGUUAUUGCCUUAUGACAUUCUGGUAUGUCAUGUAUGGACGGCCUGAUAACACCUCUUCUUCUUUUAUAGGCUCCCUAAUUGCAGUAUACCAAAUGGGUGACUUAUCUACUGAAUUACUAAGCAUAAAUGGUAACAAAGGUGAUGAAUGGCUUCAUGGAGUAGCCUAUAUUGGAAGAGUUACACCUGAAUUCUACAUUAGAUUUGAAGGAGACCGGAAUCUAGACAUUGAUGGUUAUAUGGCAGUUGAUGAUAUAACAUUUGAAAACUGUUUCCUUCCAACGCCUCAGAAAACACCUGGAGACUGUAAGGAGUAUCAGUGCACUAAUCUGGCCUGUGUAUCAAUGUUUGAUCGUUGUGAUUUUGUUGACGACUGUGGUGACUACUCAGAUGAGGUAAACAGAGUGGCUGGGUGUAACAAAUUUGUUGGACGUUGCUCAUUUGAAGAUAAUACCUUCUGUGACUGGGAACAAGACGAUUCUAAUAAUUGGUAUUUAGGAUCACCAAGUGUACAAGACAUCAUUCCAAAGCGAGAUCACACACUUAAUUCAGCUAGUGGCUCCUUUAUCUAUAUUGAUAAUACAUUUGAUUACAAGAACACUACUGUUGCUACCAUACUUAGUCCUGUAAUAAAAUGGGAUGAUAAAAUGAUAUCUCCAUGUAUUCUUCACUUCUUCUAUUGCAUAUAUGGACCAGCAGCACAAAAAUUAACUGUUUCAUCAAGGGAUGCAUCUAAUGGACCACUGAACAUUCACUUAGUGAUUACUGAUGCUGUUGGGCCUUAUUGGGAACAAGCAGAAAUCUCCAUGGCACCUCAAGAUAUCAUACACAAGCCUCUACAGUUUAUCAUCACAGGAGAGAGAGAUUCUCUAGGAAAACAAAGAUCAGUUAUUGCCAUUGAUGAUAUAUCCUUUACUGAGUCCUGUGUAUUAUCAGAUGAUAUAUUGCCAACAGCCUCACCAAGUAUACCAACCACUACAUCAGGUGCUUGCCCUAAUCAAUUCCAGUGUAAUGAUGGAGAAUGUAUCCCAUUGGACCAUGUCUGUAAUUUUAUGAAUAACUGCAUAGAUGGGACUGAUGAAGCUAUGUGUGCAGAAUGUUCUUUUGAAAACGGUACUUGUGGUUGGCGGGAUAUAAGUUAUGGUUCCUACUUUUGGACUCUUGAUGAACCUAAUGCUAAUAACCGUUCUGGACAAGUUAUGAUUGUUGAGGGAAAGUCAGGCAGCAACUCUAAAGAAGCAAAUCUCAUCAGCGUCGCCCUUGGACCAUCUGCUACAAACUGUAUUAUGAGUUUCUUUUACUAUAAACAUUUGGGAGAAGAUGAUAAGACAAGUCUGCAACUUGACCUCAAAUCACAUAUUGGUAAUGAAUUCACAGUUUGGUAUGUACUUACUGAUAUGAAUGACACUUGGCAUCAACAGUUUGUAGGCAUUGGAGAACAUGAAAUGGGAUGGAGCCUCCGCUUUCAAGCCAAUCACUAUGACACAAACGGAUUAGUAAUGAUUGAUGAUGUGCAUUUUGAAAAUUGUUCCAAACCAAAUUCAACUAUAUGCAAGCCAUAUGAAUAUAGAUGUGACAAUGGUGUUUGUGUUACUAAAGACAAGUUUUGUGACUUUAAUGAUGAUUGUGGUGAUGGCACAGAUGAAAUACCAGCAUUAUGUAAAAAUUACCCUGAAAGAUGUAAUUUUGAAGACAGCUUUUGCAACUGGAAGCAAGAAGUUAGUGAACUGGAAUGGAUACGUAAAACCGGUGAUAUGAUGUCCGAGGAUGUUGGCCCAGACUUUGAUCACACUUAUGGAAAUGAAACUGGGUAUUAUUUAUAUCUGGAGAGUGGAGAAGGAGAUCAAGGGAAGAUUGGCAGAGUGUCUAGUACUGCCUUUUAUCCAUCUACAACUGAGUCAUGCUUCUUUAGAUUUUGGUAUAUGAUAAGAGCUGACAAAAGUGCCUCAUUAACUGCUUUUGUUGAAGAGACUUCCUGGAAUUCAUUUGGAUAUUCUCCAUCGGUUCAGAUUUUCCAAACAAAUGGAACUGCUGAAUAUUUAUGGACAAGAACUAAUGCUCCUGUGAUUUAUACAAGAUACUUCAAGAUCUUGCUUGAAGCUAAGGUGGGUGAGAAAUUCGAUGGAGACAUUGCAAUUGAUGAUGUAUCUUUCUCACUAGAUUGCAAGCCUACUAACAGCCUACCAACUGUCUCACCAACUCCAGGUCCAUGUUCAAAUGGGCAGUACUUUUGUUCAUCUGGUGAAUGCAUUCCCGACUCAAAAGUUUGUGAUUUACGAUAUGAUUGUAGGGACAACAGUGAUGAGCUGUCGUGUCCCUCUAUUUGUAAUUUUGAGGUUGAUGUUUGUGGGUGGCAGGAGGCAGUUCCUGAUAAACUUGACUGGAUACGUGCCAAGGCUGAUGAUAGUAAUUUUGGUACUAAUACUGAUGGACCUCUUGUUGACCAGACAGGAAAUAGAGAUGGCCAUUUCUUGUUUUUGUUCAAAACUACUGAUAAGUUGAUUGAUGAAAAAGGUCUUGCUUUUACCCACUUUUACCAGAACACAGCCCCUUACUGCCAUUAUCAUUAUUGGUUCUUCAAUAAGGGAAUUCUUGGAUCUGAUAUUAUUCUCAGACUUAAUUCUACACCAUAUGAAUUCACCAAUUUAACAUUCUUCACAAGUGAGUCUGGGAUAGAUGAGAGUCAUUGGAUAGAUGGAGAAGUAGGUAUUGGAAGACAGAAAUACCCCUUCCAACUUUCUUUCUACAAAGAACCAUCAGACGAUUACUUUGGAAAAUUUGCCAUUGAUGAGACACUGUUCGACCAGGGUUGCCACUAUCCAGAUCCCGUAGAUGGCAACUGUGCCAUUAAUGAAUACCAUUGCAGAGUUACAAAGGUUUGUAUACUGGCUGAGAAUAUGUGCGACUUAAGUGAUGAUUGUGGAACAGGCGAGGAUGAAUCUACUAUUGCAUGCCUUGGCUACCACUUUUUAACUCUUGAAGAUGAUACCUGGAUUAAAUGGUUCUCUCAAGGUCAAAAUGGUGUUGACGAUGACUUUGACUGGACGCUAUGGAGUGGCAGCACACCUACUGUGGGUACGGGUCCUAACUUUGAUCACACAACCUCAAGUUAUGAGGGCCACUACCUUUACCUUGAAACAGCUCAUCCUCAGCACCAUAAUCAAAAGGCCUGGCUAGUAAGUUACCCUAUCAUAGCUGGCCCGGACUGCACCUUUACCUUCUAUUCCCAUAUGUAUGGUAGAGAUACUGGGUCUCUUUCAAUCCUGUUGCGAAAUGAGUCACAUUCAAACUUGACAAAAAUAUGGACUAUGAACUCAGAGAUUGGAAAUUUCUGGGUGAAGCAGGUUUUGACACCAGACUUGCUGCCCCACAAGGUACCUUUCCAAUUAAUAUUUGAAGGCACAGUUGGAGAUGAGCAACUGGGAGACAUUGCUAUUGAUGACUUUGUCUUCUCCUCAGACUGCAGACUUGAUAGUCAACCUACACACAACUGCACUGCGGAAGAAUAUCAGUGUAGUGAUGGAACGUGUUUGCCUCUGAAGAAUCGCUGUAAUUUUGCAGUUGAGUGUCCAAAUGGUGACAAUUCAGAUGAAGAAGGGUGUGUGUCUCCAAUGUGCACAUUUGAGGAUGGUGAUCUGUGCAAUUGGGAGAUCAAAGCAAAUCAAAACAAAUCAGUGGAGAGCACAGAAAAUGAAGAGAUGUUCACGUGGAAGAUACUUCGUGGAAUGGACUCGAUAGAUAAUGAGGAACAGCUCCCGUUCAAGCCCAAACAAGAUCAUACACAUGGUGAUGACUCCAGUUAUUAUGCAUUUUCUUCAUCAUCUCGUGGAGAAUAUGAAACUGCAACAGAUCUAAUCACCACGAGGGCCAUUGGUGAAUCAAGUGUCACGUGCCGCCUACAUAUGUGGUAUUGGAUGGCUGGAACUGAGCCUGGCUCACUUCAUCUUCAACUUAUUUCUGCCACUGAUGAGGUUACAGAAGUGUGGAUGGAAGAUGGCGAUAAUGGAAAUGUGUGGAACCUGGUAGAAGUACCCUUAAGCCAUGUGUUUGAGCAGCGUGUCUCCUUACGUGCACAGCGGGGUGUUAGCUAUGAAGGGGCCACUUCACUUGAUGACAUACAGUUUGUGGAUUGUAUCCCACCAAUAAUGCCUCCAAACGGAAAGACAUGUCUUGAGCUGAACAAGUACAAGUGCAGGGCAAGUACCUGCAUUGAUGAAGAUAAAGUCUGUGACUACUCAAAUGAUUGUCUUGAUACAUCUGAUGAGAUACAAUCCAUAUGUGAUACAUACAAGUUCCGGUGCAGUUUUGAGGAUGGUUUGUGUAAUGACUGGAAAGAAGAAAUUGAAAACACUGCUAACUGGGUGCUGUUGCAGGCAUCAAGUAAUGUUGUUGGUAAUCUACCAGCAACUGACCACACAACAUACACUACAGAGGGACAUUAUCUGAAGUUUGAUGGCAACACAAUGGAGAAUCGUACAGUUGGACAAAUCCGGUCACCAGUUUUGCGUGGUAGUUCUAAAGAUUGCUUCUUCAGAAUGUGGUACCAGUAUCUUGGUGAUCAACCUGGGAACAUCACUAUUUACAAGCGUUAUACAUAUUAUAGAGAUGGGUUAGUGGUUCUUUCAAAAUGUGAUACUUCUGUCAAAAAUUUGUGGCUCAGAGUAAAUCUUCCAGUACGUAAUGGUUUGGACUACAGUGAUUUUGCGGUUGUUGUGGAAGGUUCUGCUACUCCUGAAAAUUCUGGAAACAUGGUGUUAGAUGACUUCUCUAUGUCAGAUACUUGUGAACUGUCUGAUAAUCAGAGACUGCCAGGAAGUGAUGAUUUGACAACACCUACACCUAUCUGCCCAGAUGGUUAUGAAGCAUGUAGUAAUGGCAAAUGCUAUCAACCCAUUGAGGCGUGCAACUUUAAAGAUGAUUGCGGAGAUGGGACUGAUGAACGAGACUGCACCAAGAGCUGUGACUUUGAGGGGGAUGACUUGUGUGGUUGGUAUGAGAGCAGUGCAAAUUCCAUCCAUUGGAGACGAGCUGGCUUCCCUGCUCCACCUCCCGGCCCGGACAGUGAUCACGAUCAUCAAAACACCACACAUCAUCUUGCUACUGCCAAAACUGGGGGCCCAGGAGGACAGGUUGCUGUGUUAGAGUCUAGGACAUUCUCCUCUGUGAACCGUGAUUGUACCCUUUCCUUGUGGUACUAUUUGGCCAGUAAUGUUAGUGAAGAGUCCACUCUCACCCUCCUAAGAAAAACUGAGGAGGAUACAUCGGAAAUCUUAUGGAAGGAAACAGCAUCAUACCUUGCAGGCUGGGAGCCAAAUUUUGUAACCAUUUCUGGCAAAAGAGACUUUACACUUCACUUCAAGGCUAAUCAUGGUCCAGGAGCAACUUACUUAGCUCUGGAUGAUAUUCACUUUAGUCAAUGUGCUCCAGACACUGAUGAAUGUGAGGUCAACACUGACUUCAAUUGUGGUGAUGGCUCCUGUGUUCCUCUUAAAGAUGUCUGUGAUGCCAAAUAUGAUUGUUUGAAUAAAAUGGACGAAUAUCAAUGUCCUCCCGUCAAGGGCAACUGCAACUUUGACUCAGAAACAUGGCACCUAGAGUGUGACUACAUCCAGCGUACUGAUGAUGACUUAGACUGGAAGAGAGCAAGUUCCUCAGGUGACCCAGCACUUGGCCCACAACAUGAUCACACACUUGGUUCAAAUGGAUAUUACCUCUAUGUCUCAAACACAAAUGGAGAGCUUGGUCAGUUGGCCGGCAUGAAAGUCGACUUUUUAUACCCGCCCUCUGAGGAUAUAUGUUACCUUCGUUUCUGGUAUUACAUGCACAGCGAUGAAACUGCAUCCAAUGUUAGUAGAGGAAUUCUUAGGGUGAAGCUGGAAUCGAGGAGUGAUGGACGAAUUACAGCAGCGUCUAUCAGCGGUAAUCAUAAUUCUCAGUGGAUGGAAGAGAUAAUACUAAUCAACAUGGGCAAAUAUUAUUCUGUCAUCUUUGAAGCUGAGACUGGAAACCCAAUAUACACAUACAUUGCCAUAGAUGAUGUGUCUUUCACCCCAGAAUGUGAAACAGGUGUUGGUCCCCCACCAUUUAAUAACACUUGUGAUCCUAAUGAACGAGCGUGCAAGGAUGGAGAGUGUAUUCCUGCAACUUUCUUCUGUGACUGCUAUUUAGACUGUCUUGAUGGUUCUGAUGAAGACAACUGUGGUACCACCUGUACUACACUGAUGACCCGUCCUACAACCACUCCAGGAUCCACCACCACUACAACGAACCCCAAUGCCUGUCAAGAUACACAGUUCCCAUGUAAUGACAAUAUGACUACAUGUAUUCCAUCUCUUCUCCUUUGUGACGGAAUCUCAGAUUGUCCCAACAAAGCCGAUGAGGAGAAAUGUCCAGAUAAGACACCUUGUGAUGAUGGUUUCUUUUAUUGUGCUGACCCCUUCAUGAUAGAGCUUCCUUGUAUGAGCAAUUCUAAUCUAUGCAAUGGCAUGGCCAAAUGUUUGACUUACAAAGCUGAUGAGUCUCUCUGUGGAUACUGCCCUGAAAAUUAUUGCCAGAAUAAUGGGACCUGUUCUGCUGUGAAUGGAGGUCCCCCUGUCUGCAAGUGCACAAACAAGUACACUGGUAAUCGUUGUGAGUUGCAAGCACCAUUAACCACCACCCCAUCUCCAACUACAAGCAUCUCCCCAUCUACUCCAUCUACUACAACGCCGUCUCCUGAGCUGGGCGCAGGUCCCAUUGUUGGAAUUGUGCUUGGAGUACUUGCCUUUAUUAUUCUAGCAGGAGUAAUUACCUAUUAUUACAUAAAAAAGAAAAGGUACUCACCUACGAGAGACGGGAGCAAUUGGGACGACCCUCGUCAUCAGCCUUACUUUGGACUGGACAUGCCACAGCCCACAGAAGACCAAUACCCAUUAGAUGAACUAAAUAAAUCUAACACUGGUGAGGGCACCUCAAAUCCAACUUUCCUUAAGGAUUUUGAGGAACCCUCAGUGUCUAAUAAACCUACAUCAGAUUUGUAGGGCAUAAAUAUUAUAGGUUUUAUAUAAUUCUUGUACAGUAUUGUUGUUUCCUGUAGUGACCAUUUACCUUAUUUUCUAAUGUUACUUGUUAGUACAGUACAUACUAGUCUUCACUCUGUGUAUUCAAUUUCUUGUAGAUAGCUAACUAUAGUUGAAAGAAUUUACAAUUGCAUUGCCAAAUUCAGGACAAUUCUAUUACAGGUGCUCCUCUACUUAAGAAAAUUCAACUUACAAACUUUCAGAGAUACAAACAUCAUCACUGAGGGGGUUACCUGCCAGAACAG
Messenger RNA from Homarus americanus (American lobster), 22822 nucleotides. Its product is annotated as MAM and LDL-receptor class A domain-containing protein 2-like. The transcript is spliced from 92 exons. Lineage: Eukaryota; Metazoa; Arthropoda; Malacostraca; Decapoda; Nephropidae. The record is from RefSeq and is a predicted model, not a curated record. The coding region runs from base 6 to 22538 and encodes 7510 amino acids. Gene Ontology annotation, molecular function: protein binding. Gene Ontology annotation, cellular component: membrane.